UUCAAAGGAAGGAGAGAAUUAAAGCAAGAAAACCAUUGAUGGUGACACCUAAAGUAGAAAGGGACAUAGCUUUUUAAUAAGCCAUGGCUUUUGUGGAGGCUGUGUUACCCCCAGCUGGUAUCCUGGGGUCAUUUAACAAUUUCCAGGAUAUACAAUCUGAAGGUUUCCAGUGGUGGAAGACAGAAGAUUGCCCCGAAACUCCCUCUCUGGAGUUCUUGGAGGCGAACCAACCUGAGGGGAACCAGUCCAUCAAGCAGGAGCAUGAGGAAGCCAAUUGGGAUCUUGAAUUUCUCCUAAGAAAUUUUUCUACCUCUGGGCAAAAUGCCAGCCUUCCUCGAGAUGACCCAGUGGACCAGAUCUCGAUGCCUGCUGUCUGUCAGGCAACGUCAGUUGAGGAGGAAGUCAUCAGAGAAAAGCUCCCAGGAAUCCUGAAGGCUCCAGAAGUUCCUGGUCCCUCAAGCUCGGAAGCCCAGUUCUUGCUCAAAGAGCACUCUGUGAACUGUACCCCGGUUCUACCCAGUUAUUUCCAGGGUAUAUUAGAGCCCAAUAAGGAUCUAGUGUUUCCCAACAAUCAGUUGCCACACUUUGCCCAGGGAGAUUCUAUGGGUCUUGCCGUAGCAGGGCAACAGCCCAGGGGACCCAGACAAAGAUCUCAUGGGCAAUAUUAUCAUGUAGCCUGUGAAGCCCAUGUACCGCCAAGCCCUGACUUGCUAGGCAAACAUGCUUCCUACAAUCAGCUUCCACCAGCUGCAGUGGCUUCUCCGCUGCCACACUGCAGUCUGUUGAAUGGUUACCACCAUCCUUUCUCCCAUAGUCCAUUUCAAGCCCGAGCUCAAAUGUACCAGGCAGAUAAUGCUCUCCAUGCUCUGCCGCCGCUCCUUGGUUUGAGGAAACCACCUUCGCCUAUGAGAGAAGCCGCAGCCAAGCCAAGGAAGGGACACAAACAAUGGGGCCACAAGCGUCCUGCUAGUCACGUCUGCAGUCAUCCCAGUUGUGGGAAGACAUAUACCAAGAGUUCCCAUCUCAAGGCUCAUCUGCGCACACAUACAGGAGAGAAACCGUACCACUGCACGUGGGAAGGAUGCGGUUGGAAAUUCGCCCGUUCCGAUGAGCUGACGCGCCAUUAUCGUAAACACACCGGACAGCGUCCAUUCAAGUGUCCCCUCUGUCAACGGGCUUUCUCGCGUUCGGAUCACCUCUCUCUGCAUUUGAAGAGACACGUGUGACAAAUAUCAACCUUUUGGACUGCAAUGGAUGUUCUUACUCACAAGGGAACCUGGUAGUGGGAUAGCGAUUAUCCAUUUCCUACAAAGAAGGGACACUUGCCUUAGCCCUGGUAGUAUAGGCCAAGAGAAUAUAAUGAAGAUUAGUUACCCAGUUGGACUCCCAGACUGAAGGAUUUUGGAAUUUCAGUUGUGUUAUUCUAUCGCUACUAAAAAAAACUCAUUUAUAUGAUAGCCAUAGUUUGAAACCUAAACUGGACACUUUUAUGUUUUUUUUCUUCUUCCUACUAAAUAGCAUUCCAGACCACAAAGCUAUUGUCAUCUAUGAUGUAGAAGAACAUUUUGUAUUUCAUUGUCCUUGCAGUAAAAAGAAAUCCAUAGUCUAAAACAUUCCUGUAGGUAUGAUCUCCUUCGGUUUAAUGUCAGAGAUAUGAAGAAGAAACUGGAGCCAAAGCAAUGGGUCUAGUCUGGUGCAUUCUUGGAUAUAUUUUCUGAAUAAAUGAAAUUGGGAUAAGGGCUAUGGGCUAUAGCUAGCAGUAUUGCAAUGAAUGCAUUGAAGUUUCCAUCAUCGUCAGAUCCUGGAGAUGAGUUUUAUCUUCGUCUUCUAUUGGGAACAAAUGUUGGCCGAGCUGAUGAAGUAAUCUUUUCCCUUGGGCUAAAAAAAGUAAGGCUACAAAGGAGAUCCUUUGUUGGACCUGGGAUAGUUUCAUAGGUGAAAAAUGGGCACAUCCACAUGUAUCAAAUUGUUAUUCCUUUUUUAUUAUGUAUUUGUAUCUUAUCAAAGUGAACAACUGUGAUGCAGAGGGGAACACAACUAAUUUUUAAGAGUUGUGUGCUGAAGAGUGAAAUGCAAAUUAGACCAGCUGAAAGGCCUGCAUCUCGCAGCUACUAAAAGGCCACCACUCCAUGUCACAUGAGCCUUGAUCCUGUUACUUUAAUUGUGGGUUCACAAUGCUAAGUCAAAAUAUGAGUUGCAUAUUUCUGGCAUCAUUUAUAUAAGAAUGCCCCGCAUUCACUCCUCAUCAACUUGCUCCCCUACAAACUCAGGAACUUUGAAGAUGAGAAUGCUUGGCUACAGGAAUGGAUCCAAGAAGAACUUGCUCACGGUGAAGUGUGGCAGAAGGAAUAUGAGGCACUGUUAAGACAUCAGAAAUAUGUGUAACUUCCAUGGCUUAGUAUAUUAUGUGUAGUUUAUUCGAUAAAACAUGCAUAAUAAACCAUUCUCGUUGGCUCAAGGUGUUGAUUCAGACUUCCAUCCUUUUGAGGGUUGGU
Messenger RNA from Thamnophis elegans (Western terrestrial garter snake), 2495 nucleotides. RefSeq names its product Kruppel like factor 1 (gene KLF1). Gene Ontology annotation, biological process: regulation of transcription by RNA polymerase II. NCBI's taxonomy places the organism in Eukaryota, Metazoa, Chordata, Lepidosauria, Squamata, Natricidae. The transcript is spliced from 4 exons. The record is from RefSeq and is a predicted model, not a curated record. Bases 84 to 1226 code for a protein of 380 amino acids. Gene Ontology annotation, molecular function: RNA polymerase II cis-regulatory region sequence-specific DNA binding; DNA-binding transcription factor activity, RNA polymerase II-specific.